UGAGAUUUGGCUUUGACUGGCAUGACACUGGUGAGGUGAGCAAGCGGAAAACCACGCUGAGUGAAUUUAGUAGAGCUACAGCAGAAUGGAGGUAUCAAGGAGAAGAAUCCUCCAAAAACAUCUGGAGCCAGCAAGACCCCUUCGUCGCUGCAUUCAUGUAGACAUCGAGCCCGAAAUAAAUGCUGCUACAUGCGCACAGACACUGAUGGAGGUAAUGGAUCAAGAGACAAAUGUUGACAUUGAGCAGUUCUACAAGAUUAUCAGCCUCCACAAACAAAAAGAAGGCAGAAUAUCUUACACAAGAGCUUUUUUAAUUGGUCUGGCAAGUUGUCCUGAGGCCAGGAAGAAGCCAGAGUUCUUACCAGAGCAUCCAAUAGUCUUAACCAAGGCGAGAGAUCCUGAGCAGCUAAAGUUUAAGGAAUCAAUGUGGAAUGGAGAAAAAGGAGACAUGUUGGCAGAAAAGCUUCACUCACCUUAAAAAAAAUUGCACUGUUAUUUACUUUUAAGCAUGAAGAGUGUUUCUAUUAUUUUGUUUUGUUUUGUCUUAUUGCUUUUUGUGUUGAAUUUAAUUUACAUAUUUAUUAUUUUGAAUGAGACUGAUAACAGUGUGGGGUGAAGUUGCACAAAGUCAAAUGAGUAACUCUGUUUUAUUUACUGAAGUGUGAGUAUUGCUUUUUUUGCUUCCUUUUCCUGCUGUGUAGUGAAGUAUUUAUAUUUUGUAAAAAAAAAAAAAAAAAAAGAAAGAAAGAAAAGAAAAAUUCUAGACUCCAGCUUUGGUUGUCGUCACAUUUAGUUAAUUGUUUAUGUGAUAACCAAAAAGGUGGCAGUAAUGUUCAACAAGUCCAGUAUUGAUUAAGGUUACAGAGGUCAAUAAAGUUUUGGACUUCAUGCUAGCAUCGCAUUGUGUCUGAG
Messenger RNA from Scomber scombrus (Atlantic mackerel), 912 nucleotides. It is a transcript of the gene gra, whose product is annotated as granulito. Bases 86 to 478 code for a protein of 130 amino acids. The transcript has 7 exons. The record is from RefSeq and is a predicted model, not a curated record. Lineage: Eukaryota; Metazoa; Chordata; Actinopteri; Scombriformes; Scombridae.